Messenger RNA from Rattus norvegicus (Norway rat), 2844 nucleotides. RefSeq names its product transmembrane protein 123 (gene Tmem123). NCBI's taxonomy places the organism in Eukaryota, Metazoa, Chordata, Mammalia, Rodentia, Muridae. The record is from RefSeq and is a predicted model, not a curated record. Gene Ontology annotation, cellular component: membrane.
UCCUGGCCCUAUCCCUAUUUGGUCACUAGGGGGGACCGGCGGCGGCGGCUGCUGGGGAGCGGUACGGCGCGGAGGGCAGCUCUGGGCGCCGGGCUGUUGCUGCCGGCGCUCAGGGGCCCUGGAAACAAUGGCGCUGUGCGCGCGGGCCGCGCUGCUUCUGGGCGCGCUGCAGGUGCUGGCGCUGCCCGGGGCCGUGGCGCAGGAGACCUAUGCUCAGGGCUCUCCAAGUGGAAACCACUCUGUGCCUCUGCUGACUGCCAAUGUUAAUGUGACAGAGAAUACCACCAUGCAAGUGGUUUCCAACCAGACCAGUCAGAUUAGCACUGUGAAGCCGUCUUCAGUGUUGCCAAAAAAUGUCACAGCUGCCACUGUGAGGCCUGCAACUAUUAAAGUAUCAACCCCGGGAGUCUCUCCACAUGUGACCCCCAGUGCCUCAAAGUCGACACCCAAAACAAGUGCUUCCCCAAACUCCACCCAGACGUCAGCAUCCAUGACAACCACAGCCCACAGUAGUUUACUGACAUCUGUAACGGCAACCACUCAUCCCACCAAAGGCAAAGGAUCAAAGUUUGACGCCGGCAGCUUUGUUGGUGGUAUAGUGUUAACACUGGGAGUUUUGUCUAUUCUCUACAUUGGAUGCAAAAUGUAUUACUCAAGAAGAGGCAUUCGCUAUCGAAGCAUUGAUGAACAUGAUGCUAUCAUUUAAAGUACUUCAGUAGUCAAGGAAAGAAGAGAGACUGCAGCCCUGUCAAUUAUUUUGGUUUAUAUUAGUUUAAGAUAUUAUUUUUCUUGGAAAUAGUAUAAGCAAGCCAUGCAUAAAAGGAACAGUGUAUUCCAUGAAUAUCUGGAAAUUUCUCAUUACUAUAGGUAGGGGUGUAGUCUGGGUAAAAUGAAUAUUUGGAGCUAACAGGUAAUUUAUCCAGUGAUUAUAUUUCCUUAACUAAGUCAUAGCAAGACUUUUGGAGUAUGUGCAUGGUAUUGGUCACUGAGGAGCAGGACCCAUCUGGCAUACAAUGAGGAGCCUGCCUCAGCAUUCCACAUCUCAGUCUCUUCACUGCUCUCACAAAGAACUUGAGUGCCAGUCAGAGCUGAGUCAGGUUCCACAGUGGGCUAAUCAUCUUUCAGGCUGUCGAAGGAAGCAUCAGCAUUUUAGGGUUUAGAUUACAGUUCAUGUAGAAGUAGAACUUGCACUCCAAAUUCAGCUCCGACGACCACCACUCGUGCUCCUGUGCACCCAUGCUCCUGUGUUGACAGCCGCCGGAGCACGGGAGCUCGGACCAUCAUUUCUCGUCAGCUGUCCGUUGGUAUUUCUUCCUUUGUACAUAAUUUAGGCAAGCUGCCACACUCGCCCUGCUUCUCAAAAGGUGCAGCAGCAUGAAGGCUGCUGUCAUGCUGCUGUGGAAACCUGUCCCACGCUGGGAACUGCUUUUCGCAGUCACUUGUCAGUUUGAGUUCUAGUGAACAGCUUUUAGGCAAUGUGGGGCUGCUUCCCAUAUCCAGAAUUUGUUAAUGGAAUGCAAAAAUGCCAGUUUUCACAGCUCCAUUCUGUGAUUUCCCAGUCAUUGUUUAGAAGCCUACAUUGACUACAUCCUGCUUGUUAAGCCAGGAAUUGUGAAGCCCCAGGCCACUGAACCCACAGGGUACAAAUGCUGUAUUUUUUUACACUGUCAACUUAUUCAGACUUGAGAAAAUGACUUUUUUAUAGUAAAGUGUAUUUUGGUAAAUUCUGGCUUCCUGAUCCCCAAGCCCUGGAAAGGGCGCUGCAGCCUUGUAUCUCUAGGAAACCAGACUCAGGUCACCAGAGCAGCCACAUUCUCUGUGGCAUUGUAAGUUCUAAAGUUUAUACUCAGGUCAAACUCAGGGCCAGGUUUAACAAAGGAGGCGUUUGGUUACAAAAUACUAAUAUAGUAUUUCUAUCAUAGAGGGACAAAGUGAAUUAUAGCAAUUUUUGAAAGUGUAGAAAUAAGCCAAAAAAUGUCCAAAUGAGCACACACCUAUGUUACAGUUAAAAAUGUAAUAAGUGUAACUUUUGUAAUCUGCUUCUGGUUUUUAAAACAACACAAACUACCAAGAAUUUUUUUUAUAAAUAAGAAUCAUUUCUACUUGCUGUAUCAGGUCCAACUGAUAUGGUAAAAGGUGGACUGCUCAGAUUACGAUAAUGCAGAGAGUAGAAACACAGAGAUGCUAGGAAAUGGACUGUGGAGUUAAACUAGUUUUAAGCAAGGGCUGGUGGAAAUUCGACACUUCCCCCAUUGGCUUGUAACCACUGCUCUGCUUCCUGUGCAAAAUACAGGUCAGGGCCUUGAGGCAAUGAGGACCUCAAAAGUUUAACUUGUUUUGUUUGCUGCAGUCUUGGUACUUCCGUACCCUCCAAGAUUGUCGUGAAUACUUAUUUCUCUAGCACUUUGGAAAUACAAACAACUUUCUUAAAGCAAGGUCAUUAUUUGCUUCUUACUUUUCCACCGAGUUGGGGUUAAAAGUAAUUUACGUAAUGUCUUUCUAAUUUGUUACUUUCAAAUACCAGGAUUUCUGUUGAAGAGACUUCUUUUUAAUCUGUAAAAAUUGAACGUGUUUCCUAAGCCUAAAUUGUCUUCCAAGUCUAGCUUAAGCAAAUGCUUACUUUCCUAGCUUUUCUAGAGAAUGAGUUGUUUUUUUUAAGAUAAAACAGUGAGUAAAUCCAUAAAAGGACUAAUUCAAAUAUGAAAGUUGGCAACAUAUUUUAUGGUGUGGUAAUUUUGUAUCUUCAGGAGAAAGACUUGCCAUUUUUCUAUUGUAAUGACCAAUUUUGGUAUUUCAUUGUUACUAAGAUCUAUUUUUAGAAUAAAAUUUGUUCUCUAUUCAAAA